AUGAGUGACAUAGAAGAACAAGAAAGGAAGAUUGUGUCCGAAUUCGUUCACUUGCUUGACAAGAGCAAGCAGCUAUUCAACGGGCUUAGGGACCUCCCUCAAUACGGGCACAAGCAAUGGCAGGCGUACUUCGGUCGCACGUUCGAUGUGUACACGAGGCUCUGGAAAUUUCAACAGCAGCACCGACAGCUCCUAGAUAUUAAAUACGGUCUCAAGAGGUGGCAGAUCGGUGAGAUCGCCUCGAAAAUCGGCCAGCUAUACUAUCACUACUAUUUGCGGACGAGCGAUACAAAUUAUCUCAGCGAAGCGUACUCGUUCUAUGCUGCCAUUCGCGCACGUGGAUAUUAUUCGAAGAUGGUUAAGGAGGAUUCCGGAAUGACUUACACACAUCGAUCCGAUCUGAUGGUGAAGAAACUCAGAUAUUACGCGAGAUUUAUUGUUGUUUGCCUCUUACUGAAAAAAGUGAAACUCGUCAAGGAUUUAGUCCGCGAGUUGGCGACUUUGAUAGAUGACUACACCACGGCCUACGAACCUGAAGACCAACUGGAGUGGAAUUUAGUCCUUGGAGAAAUCAGGUCCUUUAUCGAAGCCGACAACUUGGUCAAUAUCCUUGAUCAAGACUCGGUUCCUGUUGUCAUCAGCCACAGGCUAUCUGUGGCAAAUAGUCCCCCCGUCGAAAAAUCCCCAUCUAUGAUGGGUCCAUUUCUAUCUCUGCAAGAAGUCGUCAUAGUUGGAAGCAGCUGUGAUCAAUUGGUGGCUCCCCCUCAGGUCAAGUUCUCAGAAUUGACGCUCGACAUGUUCAGGAUGUUGCAAACCCUAGAACGAGAAACAACCUGCGGGGAAGCUACCGCUCUCCCGGGAGAUCUCUACGAUACUUCACCCGGAGCUCAUAGAGGAUUCCCUGAAAACGGGGAUUCGAGAUUCCACGGAGGGAAAAAGGACAACCCCCACAAAUAUCUGCUCUAUAGACCAUCUCUGCCGCAACUUCUCGUGUUUCUGGCAUCGGGCUUCAAAGAACUACCGCCGAACGGAGUGAUGCUCUUGUAUAUUUCGGCGGACGGCUCCUUCCCCCAACCUCCUUCGCAAAGUCUAGGACUCAAACAAGACGAAGACGAAUGUGAUGAACUCAUGCGCAACGAGAUGCGCAUCCGUGGACGAGUGCCUGACACGAUUCCCAAUGGAUUCGAACACGGCGGGGCGGCGACCAGCAGUAAAAGAGACACGGUCGACAUGAUAGCGGCAUCGAAACGUGCCCUCGUCCUGAAGGAACACAACUGCCUUUAUCCUGGAGACCUAUUCACCUUCACUCGGAAACCCCUCUUCAUAAUAGUCGACUCGGACAAUAGUUACGCUUUCGAGAACAUGGCAAGACUCUUCGGGCAACCUCUCGUGGUUCUCAUGUCAACUGCGGACGUUCCCCCAGUAUUCCGCGACCAUCAUCACAAGGGAAACCUCUUCACGCUGUUCCUCCAUAGUCCCUUGUCAGCUUUUUGUUUUGUGUGUCACAUAGUCGACAUACCUCUUCCUCUUUGGGAAAAGGGCCAGGCUCAUGUGCACAGGUUCAUGGGAGAGGCGUCCAGGGUUUUGAUAAGAUCGCGAUCGAUCGAUCAGGCAUAUCUUGCUCUUUAUGGAGAUGACUUCUUGAGACUUCUCAUGCUGCGUUUCAUCUUCUGCUACUGUGUCCUGAAGCUACAUCGACUUUUCAAGAUACCUGGAUGCAACUAUCUACCAAGAUCUUUCCCUCCCAUUCCUGAAAGCGAAGUACUCGAUCAUCCGACGCUGCGCAGGGGCGUGCUCGAGCUCGCCGGUGUCCUUGAUGUGCGCUCUCUCUUCACGGACAUCGGUGAAGAUAUAGUUCAAGACUGA
This is a messenger RNA of Galendromus occidentalis (western predatory mite), 1866 nucleotides long. RefSeq names its product protein SCAI. NCBI's taxonomy places the organism in Eukaryota, Metazoa, Arthropoda, Arachnida, Mesostigmata, Phytoseiidae. The record is from RefSeq and is a predicted model, not a curated record. The coding region runs from base 1 to 1866 and encodes 621 amino acids. The transcript has 6 exons. Gene Ontology annotation, molecular function: transcription corepressor activity. Gene Ontology annotation, biological process: DNA-templated transcription.